ACAACAAAAGCGAGUUAUUCACCUUCGUAUCUUACUAGCCAACAUCGACGAUAAAAUUGCAGAUGUUUAAAUGCUUUCGUUGUAUAUUAGCCACUGUGUUUUAAACACACUUGUCGUAUCUCCUGGUUAGUUACCCAAUUUAAUAUUUACGUUGUUGUCAGCUAGCUAGCUGGGUAUAUUAGCAGUGCUAGUCUUGUCACUAAUGCUAACUAGCUAACUAACUAACAUCCCAACCAUGAACUCAGUAAACGACUCCCCACCUUCUAAAGAGGGGGUCUGCUGGACGGAGAAAGAAACUCUGGGGCUGAACAUUGUCGUGAAAGAGGAGAAGGAAGAAGAGGAUGUCACAGUAAAACAAGAAACAGAGGUUGAGGCUGUUACAGUGAAAGAAGAAGAGAAAGAGGUUAAAUUGACAGAAGAUGAAGACACGUUCAGAGUGAAAGAGGAGGAAGAGGAGGAUGUUACAGUGAAAGAAGAGGAGGAAGAGAAAGAGGAGAUGACUGCCACAGUGAAAGAAGAGGAAGACGUUUUUGGAAUGAAGGAAGUGGGAGAGAUUACUGUCACAUUAGAAGAAGAAGAAGAGGAGACAGGAGAUCUGAUUAACAACAGAGAAAGACCAGACUCUCACUCUGACAGACGGAAGAAGAGUCCUUCAGGGGAACCAGACCCAGAGACGCCCAAACCAGGGAGACGACACCACUGCUCCCAGUGUAAUUUGAGUUAUAAGUUUUUAUGGAAACUGAAACAGCAUGAGAGGACACACAUAGGGGAGAAGCCACACCACUGCUCCCAGUGUGGAAAGAGUUUUACCCUGUUAGGGAACCUGAAAAAGCAUAAAGGAAUACACACAGGAGAAAAGCCUUUCCAAUGUUCCCAGUGUGGAAAGAGAUUUUCACGAUCACAGGAACUAAAAUCACAUGAGAUGAAACACACAGGGGAUAAACCACACCACUGCUCCCAGUGUGGAAAGAGUUUUACCCAGUUAGGGACCCUGAACAAACAUAAGAGAAUACACACAGGAGAAAAGCCUUACCACUGCUCCCAGUGUGGAAAGAGUUUUAUACAGUUAGGGAACCUGAACAACCAUAAUAUAAUACACACAGAAGAAAAGCCUUUCCAAUGUUUCUACUGUGGAAAGAGAUUUUCAAGAUCACAGGACCUAAAAUCACAUGAGAUGAUACACACAGGGGAGAAGCCACACCACUGCUCCCAUUGUGGAAAGAGUUUUACCCAGUUGGGAAGCCUGAACAAACAUAAGAAGAGAAUACACUCUGGAGAGAAAUCUUAACAUACUUUCCCAGUCAGAGGACCUGUAAUCACAUGACAGAAUAGAGAGGCUGUCUUCUGACUUGUGUUUUUGAGGUAGUUUUUUAAAUUAAAUGUUGAUAUAAAAAAAUAUGUUUUGGAUAUUUUAAAAUUACAAUUAUUAAAUAGAUUAGUAGAAUGUGCAUUUCUUGAUUUUUAACCUAGAAUUGUUAUGAAUUUUAGUUGUUGUGUUUCAUUGAGUUAAUGUGUAUACUAGUCUUCACGCUAAAAGUUUAUGAACAUAACCUAGAAAUAUUAUGAUUUUAGUUGUUGUGUUUCAUUGAGUUAAUGUCUAUACUAGUCUUCACGCUAAAAGUUUAUGAACAUAACCUAGAAAUAUUAUGAUUUUAGUUGUUGUGUUUCAUUGAGUUAAUGUCUAUACUAGUCUUCACGCUAAAAGUUUAUGAACAUAACCUAGAAAUAUUAUGAUUUUAGUUGUUGUGUUUCAUUGAGUUAAUGUCUAUACUAGUCUUCACGCUAAAAGUUUAUGAACAUAACCUAGAAAUAUUAUGAUUUUAGUUGUUGUGUUUCAUUGAGUUAAUGUCUAUACUAGUCUUCACGCUAAAA
Molecule: messenger RNA, 1872 nt
Organism: Oncorhynchus gorbuscha (pink salmon)
Lineage: Eukaryota; Metazoa; Chordata; Actinopteri; Salmoniformes; Salmonidae
Product: zinc finger protein 436-like
Exons: 2
Coding region: 236-1288 (350 amino acids)
Biological process (GO): regulation of transcription by RNA polymerase II
Cellular component (GO): nucleus
Molecular function (GO): DNA-binding transcription factor activity, RNA polymerase II-specific; RNA polymerase II transcription regulatory region sequence-specific DNA binding
Source: RefSeq, a predicted model, not a curated record